GCCACUUGUGCCAAUGCUAUAGAUAUCAAAUGUCACGGCUGCUGUUUGCCGGAGCUAGCUUUGAGUUCGCGCGCGUUUCGCGCUCAUGCCCUAGCACCAAACGGACAGUUUCAACUCAAGUAGUGCAUAGACCAAGACCGCGAACACGUCGGAACUUGGGCGGGACCCCGUAUGAACUCUCGGGCGCAGAAAAUGGCGACCCUAGCCCUUCCGACCGUCCUGCGGACGGGCCCGACGGCCUUUCAAACGGCCUUACGGCAAACAAUAUCGCUGCCAAUGCCGCGGGCGAGCGCAAUGCUGCGAGAUCAGUGCGCAACGACAGUCGCUAUUCGGCCGCGACGCUGGCACAGAGUUCCACCGUUGACACGACUGCCGCGAGCGGUCCCCUCGUAAUGCCCAACGCUGACGCCGACAGCAACGGCAUCGCGGCGCCGCGAGACUUGAAUGGCAUGGGGGCGCGGCCACCUGCUCCCGCUUCCACGCAACACAACACUACUGACAGUGACGCAGGUGAUGGCGUCACGCACGUCCUGGCAGCAGCAGCUGGGCCGCUGGCGGGGCCCGUGUACGGUGGAACCUUGUUUCCCCCGCCCGCUGCUACUGCCGCUACUGCAACUGCCACGGGUGGACGCCAGUCAUCGCGCGCGCAGGACGCCGCUGAGCCUCUGAGCCCUCAGGGGCCGCAGCAGCCCCAAGCGCGGCGGCGCCGAGGCGCACGCACGCAGCCGUUACAGCGGGAGCAGCCGCCGUCCUCACCGCCGCACGGGGAGGUGCAGUCGCCAGGCGGCGGCGGCGGCAGCGGGGUGGCGGCGGAGCUUGGGCCGCUGCCGCACCCACAGCCGCCGCCACCGCGCCCGCCGCCCACGGGUGCGGGCUCGAAGCCUUGGCCGUUGGGCGCUUGGAGCCGCGGCGGUGGCGACAACGGUGACGGCGGCGGUGGCGCCGACAACGGUGGCGGCGGCGGCGUGCUGUUGGAUGCCGCAUCGGGGCAGGUGGCGGCCGCUGGCGUUGCAGGCAGCGCGGCGGCGGGCACACAGGGUGGUGCCGGCGGGGUCGCAGCGGGCGAUAUUGGCACAGGGGCUGACACGGCGGCUGCGGCGGUGCUGGCCACCGAGCCGAGGCAAGAGCCGGGCGUGUCGGCUGGCGGCGGUGGCGGUGGCGGUGGCGGUGCUGAUAAUGGAGCACACACCAGAGGCGCCGAGCCGCUCGGGACCGCGCAAGGCGCGGUGGGGGCAGCCCCAGCAGCGGCAGCAGCAGCAGCAGCACCGCCGCCGCCGGCCAGGGCAAAGCGGAGGCCGCGUGGGACAUGGAGCAGGACGGGGGCUGUAGCAGACGAGCCCGUCACGGCGGCACUGGCGGGAAUGUCAGACACGUCAGCAGCAGCACCAGCACCAGCCGUAGCACCAGCGGAGCAACCGGUACUGCCCUUGCCUGUGUCCCAGCUGCGGCCGCCCGAGGCCGCGGCACAACAGCAACAGCCGCCACCGCCACCGCCACCAUCGCCGCAGGCGCAGCAAGAAAGCGGCUCGAGCUUAUCCGGUGCUGAGGCGCUGGAAACACACACGACGCAGGACACGGACGGCGGCUCAUCCAGUGCUGAGGCGGUGGGCGCGCAAAUGACGCAGGACGUCGGCGGCUCGGCGGCUUCACUGUUGUCGUCCACGGAGCCGCCGCCGCCGCCACCGCCGCCGCCAUCGCCGCCGCCGCCGCCGCCACCGUCGCCGCCGCCGCCAGGAGUGCCCAAGCAGCGUAAAACUGCCAGGGGGCGGAAGACCGGCACGCAGGCUGUGGAGGAUGUGCCGGCGAUGCCCGCCGCCGAGGCAGCCCUUGAAGCAGCGGCAGGAGGGCCCAAGCAGCGUAAAAGUGCCAGGGGGCGAAAGAGCGGCACGCAGGCUGUGGAGGACGUGCCGGCGACGCCCGCCGCCGAGGAGGCCCUUGAAGCAGCGGCAGCGGUACCCCCGCCGCCACCGCUGCCGCCGCCGCUGCCAGUGCCCCGCACGUCGGAGCUCCGCACGCCUGGCGCCUUCCUGAGCUGCUAUGACCCACUGGUAGAGGUGGUGCGGGCGGAGCAGGCGGCGAAGCGGAAGCCGCGGCGCCGGCGGAGCGCCACCGCCUCUGCGCCCUUGCAGGACCCGGCGGCGGACCCGGAGACGGACGGUGCGGGGGCUGCUGCGCAGGCAGGAGGCGGGCAGCAGCCGCAGCCGGGGCAGGCGCCGGGGCAGGCGCAGCCAAGGGAGGGGUCUGCAGGCGUCCCGGCGAGCGGCAAAGCCACCCGACUGCUCAGGCGCUUCACCGAGUUUGAGCAGCAGCAGCAGGGGCCGCAGCAGCAGCAGACGGGAGCGACGGACGCGGGCACGGGAUUCCGCCGUGCAGGCGAUGGCGCUGGAGGAGACGGCAGCAGUAGCAGCGGCAGCAGCAGUGGCAGUAGCAGCAACAACCAUUGGGAGGAGUACCUCGCGACGCUGUCCACCGCAGACGACACGCAGCAGCCGGACGGCGCUGCUACAGCCUGGGCGGCUUGGGCCGGCGGCAGUAGCAGCGGCAGUAGCAGCGGCAACAAGGAGCGGGGGGAGGAGCCGUGGUUGGAUCGCACGGAGCCGCUGCCACGUGAGUUGCGGCACGCCUUCUGGCUGGAGCUGACUCAGCCCGACCACUUCCAACACCGCCACUUCCACGCUAGCGGCGGCAGUAGCAGCGGCGUCGGCAGGAGCCACAGCGGCGCUGCCAGUAGCAGUAGCAGUAGCACUGGCGAUUCACCGCCACUAGAUUUUACAGCCGACAACGCUGGCGGAGCCGCUUCUAUCGGCGACCGUGGCGGCUUGCCGGCUGACGAGCAGGAGGCGGCGCUGGCCGCCGCCACGGCUGUCGCCGCCGCAACCACCAGCCGCUUCUUUCGCACGGCGGACGGCGGGCUGCUGCGGCCAGGAUGCGACGCGCUGCCUGUGAUCAUCGGUGUACGGCAGCCGCAGCCGUACGGCCCAGCCGAGGUGUACGAGCUGCCUGAUCUGGGCCUGGGCCCCAUGGACGAGCAGACGUGGCAGGCCUGGGGCGACCUGCCGUACAGCAACCGCCCGCAGCCCCUAGUCGAGAUCGCGCCGGCGGCGGCGGCGGCGGCGCCUGGUGGUGCGGGCGGCGGCGGCGCGGCUGGGGGCCCGGGGUUUGAGCUGUGCCCGGAGGAGAUGCGUGGCGCGGGCGGUUGGCGGACGUAUGAGGUGCUGGUGGGUCCCGGCUACAGCCACGACCCCACCGGCACGCUGCACCCGCUCAUCCUGCGCUGCAACGGCCGCGUGUGUGUCAACGCGCGGCACGUGUGGGACCUCCUCGAGUUCGUCGCCGACCCCUCCCGCGACGCCGUGCGCUCUCACCUCACCAACAUCGCGCUGCUGCAGCGCCGCGCCGCCGGCAGUAGCAGCCCCGCCGGCGGUAGCAGCAGCGCGGCAGGCAGGAGCAGCGCCGGCGGCAGCAGCAGCCCCGCCGGCGGAUGCAGGGGCGCGGCGGAGGGCAGGGCGGACGGAGGCUUGAGUGAUGUUGAGGACUGGGCGCAUGCAGAGUGGGAGGCAGGCGCCACAGCUACUGCCGCAGCCAGCGGCGGCAGUAGCAAUGUCGGCAGCGGCAGUGACGGCGGCCACAAGGUACAUGGCGGCAGGCGGCGCGGUGUGGGCUCCAGCGGCGGCACGGUGACGGGGUCGGGGGAGCUGCUGUCGCCGCUGUUUUGCCACUGGCUGCUGCUGCGGCGCUGGGGGGCGCGGGGGCUGGCACACGUGCGGUGGGGCCCGGGCGACACGCUGAGCCACGUGCAGGCGGUGCGCAGGAACCCUGCCUAUGAGCUCAGUCGCUCCGUGUCGGCGCCGGCAUGGAUGGCGGUGGCGCGCGCGGCGGCGGAGGCGCGCUUGGACGCCGCCCCCCUGCCGCCGCCGCCGCCGCCGCCGCCAUCUAGUGGCGGUGCUCCCCGUGCGGGUGCGGAGGAUGGUGGCGAUGCUGGCAGUGCUGGUGGUGGCGGUAGUGGGUUGUGGCGCUAGGCCCCUCGUGUGAAUGAAUGUGCAUGGGGGCAGGGAUUUGGCGUGCUGCGUGCGAGGGAGCAGGUAGGCAGGUAGCAGCCAGGGCCAGUGUUGACGCUUGCAUUCCCGGUGUAAAUUAGCGCGCGCAGUACAUUUAAGGAGAUUAGCGGGCCUAGGUCCGUGAUGUGAGGAGCUAGAUAGAUAGGUUGAUCCGGUCUUAGCGCUAGCCCUCUUAGUCUCUUACACCGUCCUGAGUGGUCGUCUGUUCUAAACGCAAACUCCACAAAUUACUUUGGCGUGUGGGGAUGCGGCGUUGGCGAGAGCCACGGAUGGCCCCUUAUACCGUGGGGGCAUGUCGCACCCGUGGAGGGCACUGUACAGUUGUGACGUGACAAAGACACGCGCAUGCAAUGCACAUGCCGCGCGAUUGCAAGAGCACGCCGGGGGCAGAGGUCCCCUGGCGCUCGGCGCAGGAGCCCCGGCCCCUCGUCUGGGGUAUGCAAGCUAAGGUGGAACC
Messenger RNA from Chlamydomonas reinhardtii, 4515 nucleotides. RefSeq lists its product as uncharacterized. The record is from RefSeq and is a predicted model, not a curated record. Bases 393 to 4019 code for a protein of 1208 amino acids. Lineage: Eukaryota; Viridiplantae; Chlorophyta; Chlorophyceae; Chlamydomonadales; Chlamydomonadaceae. The transcript is spliced from 2 exons.